Molecule: messenger RNA, 1666 nt
Organism: Eleginops maclovinus (Patagonian blennie)
Lineage: Eukaryota; Metazoa; Chordata; Actinopteri; Perciformes; Eleginopidae
Product: coxsackievirus and adenovirus receptor homolog
Exons: 9
Coding region: 233-1330 (365 amino acids)
Source: RefSeq, a predicted model, not a curated record
GUUUUUCAUCCUUACCUUCCUACCCACUGCCCUCCAAAGUCCCAGCGAUCGACUCCAUUAGCUGCCGGUAUUUCUGCGGACACCGUGCGACCUCCCACUCGAUCUGCAUGGCAUACCACGCAUGAUUUAGUAAAAGCACCUGUUUUCACCCUCCGUCUGAAACCAGAGCCCAGUCUGCUGUCAUUGGUUAGCUGGCCGGCUGGAUGUCCCAACCCUCCUCACAAGCACCACUAUGAUUAGAAAAACCAACACUGCUUUAAGAUCAGAUUCUUUCCCGCCCUGGUCGUCCGUCUACUUGUUAUUCACCGCAAGUCUCUUGAGCACAGAACUGAAGUGUGCAGGGGGGAUGUUAGUGGCGUCCACGGGCCCGCAGACCAUUCAGAAGGCCCAGGGAGAGAGCGUGACUUUGGGCUGCAGUUACACACCGAGCCCCUCGGACACUGGAGAGCUUGACAUCGAAUGGUCCGUCGUCAGUCCAGACACCACGCAGAAAGAUCACAUGCUCAUGUCCUUCACCAGCGGCACUACGUACAUCCAUGGGGACAACACUCUUGGGAAAGGGUUGAGCUUUGCUGCUCCAGACCCCUCGAUGGGGGACGCGUCCAUGUCCAUCGCCCUGCUGUCCACCGCUCACAGCGCCACCUACCAGUGUAAGGUGAAGAAGUCGCCUGGAGUGGACGCCCGUAAGGUGUCCCUGGUGGUCAUGGCAAGGCCGUCAGUGCCUAAGUGCUGGGUGGAGGGAGGAGAGCUUAUCGGUGAAGUUGUCUCCCUGCACUGCCAGUCUGCAGAAGGCUCCACUCCCUUACAGUACAGGUGGGGGAGAGAAAACGCUGGCCCCUUCCCCGCUGCAACCACACAGGACAGCGUGACAGGGGAGCUGAGAAUCAGGAACCACUCGCACAGCUCCGCAGGAUUCUACCUUUGUGAAGUGAACAAUGCUGUAGGAGCCGAGCGCUGCCGGAUCAACCUGAGAGCGAACAAACCUCCAAACCGAGCAGCGGUGAUAGUCGGCAGCAUCGUUGGCUCUCUGCUCCUCAUCUUCAUGCUCGUGGUGUUCAUCGGGCUCCUCUACUGGAAGCUGAGCGGCAGACGUGACUCUGAGAAGGAAUUCUCCAACGACAUCAGGGAGGAUGCUCCGCCUCCUGAGAGCCGCCCGGUCAGCCGGCGUACGAGCAGGAGCGCCAGCCAGCAGCCGGGGGCCGCUUACCGUCAGGUGGGCGGGACCGAGGUGAGCUCUCCCGACGACGGACACACACACUCUCCAUCCAGCAACAGCCGGGGACACACACCGGACAAACACAGAGCAGAAUGUGACGGAUUCUCAGUGUGACAGUCAACCACAGAGCUUCACUGUAAUGUUUCAACAGCAAGUAAAGACAGUUUAGACGCUUCAAAAUGAAACCUGGAGCAGCAGGACUCUGCGUAGAGCCUAAUUAAAUUAUUCGACUUGUGUGAUCUUUUUGUAACAUUGUUCAUGUCAGUACUUUAGGAUAAUCGUACUCGAGUAGGAAGAGUUAUUACAAAAUGUAGGGUAAUAUCACUGUUUGUAAAUCAACUAAAAAUAACAUGUUAAAGGGGCCUAUUGUCCUUAUAGGGGUUUUCCCUUUCCUGUUGUGUGUUAUACAGGUUUUUAUCCAUGUGAAUGGUCUUCAAAGGUUAAAUAAAA